Naumovozyma castellii is the source of this 1569-nucleotide messenger RNA. It is a transcript of the gene CAB3, whose product is annotated as phosphopantothenoylcysteine decarboxylase complex subunit CAB3. The transcript has a single exon. The record is from RefSeq and is a predicted model, not a curated record. NCBI's taxonomy places the organism in Eukaryota, Fungi, Ascomycota, Saccharomycetes, Saccharomycetales, Saccharomycetaceae. The coding region runs from base 1 to 1569 and encodes 522 amino acids.
AUGGUUAACGAGAAUUUGGUUGCAAAGAAUAUAAACACCGCAACCGCCACAACGAAGGAAGCUGCUGCCACUUCAAACGGGAUUAAACAAGACCCUGCUGGCAAUUCCAUGCCGAUCGCAACUCCUACAAAGGAGAUCAAACCAGUUUCUAUCUUAAAUAAGAAACCACAACCUCAAUCAUCCACUAACGAUGCCAUUUCUCCACAGAUCAAUCAUAAUAUAACGUCAACGACAAUAAUAGAAAAUAAGACUAAAAUUAAAGAAGUUCGAAUAGAUACUACACCUACUGAGCUUCCCGCUUCAACUAUCCGAGUAGUUUCUCCAACAGUGACUGUGCUCGGUGAGGUUAGUAAUAAUAUGGAUAGGAGAACUGUAUCAAAUACUAGCACGGCUACAGCCGUUUCCUUCAGCACAAGUACGGAAACCGAGAAGACACAACAUCAUCGAUAUUCCAUUUCUAAUAAACCUGCCAGUAAGAGUUCCUCCGUGACGACAUCACCCAAUCAAUCACAUGAGAAUUUAAACUCAUCGUUACCUAAGACUAAAGCAUCACCAGAUGGUAGUGGUAGCGGUGAGUCUAGUACGACAUUAGAGGAGAAAAAUUCUAUUGUUCAUAUGCCUGGUGAUUUCAUUUAUUUUGAUACUAAGGAUGAGCCAGUUGCUGCUGUUCCCAAGACGACAACGACGAACCCAAAGGAAGUUGUGGGUACCCCCACUGGACCUCGAAUUCCCUUUUAUGAAUUUUUCCAAAGGGAGGAUGAUAAGAAAUUCCAUAUUUUAAUUGGUGCUACUGGUUCCGUUGCCACUAUAAAAGUUCCCCUCAUUAUAGAUAAAUUAUUCAAGAUAUAUACUCCAGAGAGAGUUUCCAUUCAAUUAAUCAUUACUAAACCUGCUGAACAUUUCCUUAAGGGACUAAAGAUAUCAUCGCAUGUCAAGAUAUGGAGAGAGGAGGAUGUUUGGUUUGAAUAUAAGAAAAAUGCUGGUAAUGAACCUAUCUUGCAUCAUGAAUUGAGGAAAUGGGCAGAUAUAUUAUUAAUUGCACCUUUGAGUGCCAAUACGUUAGCUAAAUUGGCUAAUGGUAUUUGUAAUAAUCUGUUGACUAGUGUAGUUAGAGAUUGGACUCCAACGACGCCGAUUAUGGUGGCUCCUGCAAUGAAUACCUUUAUGUAUAUUAAUCCCAUGACGAAGAAACAUUUGACGAUAUUACAGGAUGAAUGUUCCUAUGUGACGAUUUUGAAACCUGUGGAGAAAGUAUUGAUUUGUGGUGACAUUGGUAUGGGUGGUAUGAGAGAAUGGACAGAUAUUGUUGAAUGUGUGAGGCGAAAGAUUAGUGAGAUUAAGAAGAAUAAAGAGAUUGCAGCUGCUAAAUUGCAAGAGGAGAAACUCAGCGAUACGACGGACAUCAAUGUUGUCAGAUCUGAUCAAACAGAGGAAGAAGAUGAUGACGAGGAUGAUGACGACGACGAGGAUGAGGAUGAAGAAAUAAAUAAUGAUACAGCAUCGGAUGAUAGUGGAGUCAGUGAUGAUGAUGAUGAAGACGAAGAUGAGGAUGAAAUCGAAGGAAAUUAA